Messenger RNA from Protopterus annectens (West African lungfish), 2626 nucleotides. RefSeq names its product solute carrier family 35 member C2 (gene SLC35H1). Lineage: Eukaryota; Metazoa; Chordata; Ceratodontiformes; Protopteridae. The transcript has 9 exons. Gene Ontology annotation, cellular component: Golgi apparatus; endoplasmic reticulum-Golgi intermediate compartment; cis-Golgi network. Gene Ontology annotation, molecular function: antiporter activity. Bases 1056 to 2156 code for a protein of 366 amino acids. Gene Ontology annotation, biological process: UDP-glucose transmembrane transport. The record is from RefSeq and is a predicted model, not a curated record.
CUUGCUUAACAACUUGAGGGCUGCUGUGGUGGUAAUGCAACAAUGAGGAUUCAGUAAGCACCACUUGGGGGCUGUGGGAGAGUGAAUUAAACAUCUGACCUUGAUGAAGGACUAGACACUGGAUUUUUCUUUCACUCUGACUAAUAUUCUGAAUUGCACCACUAGUGAGUGAGAGGUUGGACUUUGUGGCUAAGCCUUCUCCUCUGCUGCUGAAUGAGAGAGGAAUAUACGAGGGCAGAAGUUAUCUGCUUAACAAAGCUUUUUGCUAAUGUAGCAUAAGUGUGUAGAAGUACUAUUUGCUAUGGACCACAAACUUCUGUAUUUGGAGGUUUGUGCAGGAGGUUUGGCAGCUCUUAAGGAAAUGUACCAGUGGACAGUGUACAUUUAAAUCCAGUCUUCAUCCAGGAUGUUGCUCUUGGAGUUGUGUUUUGAGGUGGAACCCUCACAGAUCCUAAACUACUUGAGGCCUCUUUGUGGGAUGACAGUCAUUUCUAACAGUUGCAGUGUCGUCUUUGAAGGUGGUUUGACUUCUUUUCCUCAGAGCAUCCAAAGUGACUGAUUUUUAAUAGUCUUUUUUGCAACCUGCCAGCCUCUACUUCCUAACAUUUGUGUACCAUUUCUGGCUUGAUGACUGACUGUGGUACCUCUGUGCUGAAAUACUGAUUUUUGUAGGAUGUCUGUAUUAUAAAAUUUGGUACAGGUUGAAAAAGCAGAAAUGCUGAGUGCAGCUCAAGGUAUUAGGCAUUCUUUACAGGGUGAAUCUGCAUGACAGCUGUAUAAUACAAAGUGUUUCAACAUGAGAAACUGUGUGCAUGUCUUGAAUAAGCAUUGCAUUUUAUCUAUAUGUACAUCCUGCCAUUGUGUGACGUGGUUGUAUUUGGCUAACAGCAGACAGCCCAUUGUAUACUCUGAGUAGAGUGAUUUGGUUCCCAUGGUCAUUUUGCGAGUCAUAGUGAUUGUUCUGCUGCAGUUUAUUUGACACUUUUUACUGAAGUGCCCAGAAUCCUGCACUACUUGUUGCUGUACUACAUCAGACCAAAGAAGUUACCACCACAAUGGGACAAAAGGCAUUUUGCUUCGCUUUCUUUUGCAGAUCACUGCUGACAGUGGGACUUGUUCUUUGUUAUUACUGUUUCUCAAUUGGAAUAAUCUUCUACAACAGAUGGCUCAUGAAGACUUUUCAUUUUCCUCUGUUCGUGACACUAGUGCAUUUGGUGAUUAUAUACCUUCUCUCCGCCGUAUUGAGAUCAUUGCUGGAGUGCUGCACAAAGAGACCAAGGGUCACACUGGCAUGGCCUGUGUAUCUUCGAAGAAUUGCUCCAACUGCCUUGGCCACUGCACUGGAUAUUGGGUUGUCAAACUGGAGUUUUCUCUUCAUCACCAUCUCACUGUACACAAUGACGAAAUCCAGUGCUGUCUUAUUUAUUUUGUUCUUUUCAUUAGUCUUCAGAUUGGAGAAACCGAGGGCCGCGCUAAUUCUGGUAGUUCUGUUGAUCGCUGGAGGCCUGUUCAUGUUUACCUACGAGUCAACCCAAUUUAAUACAGAAGGUUUUGUUUUGGUUCUUAUUGCCUCAUUUAUUGGAGGAAUCCGUUGGACACUUACACAGAUAAUUACACAGCGUGCUGAGCUUGGACUACAGAAUCCAGUUGAUACAAUGUAUCACCUCCAGCCACUGAUGUUCCUAGGCCUUAUGCCCCUGUUUCUCUACAGUGAAGGCCUUGGUCUGUGUACAACUGGUAAGCUCUUCCGAUAUGAUGAGACAAAGAACUUGCUGAAUGUUGUUGCCAUUCUCGCAGUAGGAGGCAUAUUGGCUUUUGGUCUUGGGUACUCGGAGUUCCUGCUAGUCUCUCAGACCUCCAGCCUUACCCUCUCCAUAGCAGGCAUCUUUAAGGAAGUCUGCAUACUGUUACUUGCUGCCCAGUUUGUGGGAGAUCAGAUCAGUGUCCUGAACUGGCUGGGAUUUGGAGUGUGCCUUUUGGGCAUCUCCUUGCACGUUGCCCUGAAAGCCCAUGCCUCCCAAGAUAAAGGUAACCAAAAAUUCAGAGCCCAUGAUAGCCUGCCAUCUGCUGAUAUGGAGAUGUUGCUCAGAAAUGGUACACUAAAUGGGGACAGUGAGGAGGAUGAGAAUGAGAUAUUUGAUAUCCGCCAGCGAUGAUAAGCCACAGAAUGUAACCUUCUUCUUCCAGGAGGUGCAGUGUGACUGUGGGAAUUGAACAGUCUGUACUACAGCUUGAUUUUCCAAGCUGUGAAGAUCCUAUUAGCCAACAGAGGGAGUAGGUACUUUAGCAUUUGUUCUCUAUUUUGCAGCUUGUGCAAGAAUCCAUUGGACACUGUAGUGCCGUACUUAAAGUAGGGUCAGUCUGGAUUGUUUCAUGUAGAUUUGCACAUGUAACCUCUAGCACUUUGUGUUACUUGGGUAUAUGUGAUUUUAUUUUUAUAUAUUUAAAAUAAGCUGAAGUGGAAACUCUAAUCGUGGUUUCCUCCUAAAGAUUUUUCACAAUGAAGAGCUAUGAGCUCAGUAAUGUUCAACAAGACACAAUGUGUCAUUAAUUUAGCAAUCACUAAUGUAAUAGGAAAUUAUUUGUUUGUGAUAACUUCAUACUAAAAGAUAAGUUUAGACUUUAA